Molecule: messenger RNA, 24969 nt
Organism: Hydra vulgaris (swiftwater hydra)
Lineage: Eukaryota; Metazoa; Cnidaria; Hydrozoa; Anthoathecata; Hydridae
Source: RefSeq, a predicted model, not a curated record
ACUAUUUAAUAUGCACUGACAUAUGAAUUUUGAAAAUAUGAUGACUCAUUGUAAAACGAAUACCUUUUAGUGGUUGAGAGUUUUAAAAUUACGCUUUAAAGUUAUAAUUGAAGUUUUGGUUGGACAUAUAUCGAAAUAAUAUUCACACAAUCAAUGCGUGUUUCUGAACAUUUUCUUGAAACAUGAAGUGUGCUUUGCUAGCAAUCAUUGUUUUAAACUUGUUAAGCGAAAGUACUGGUUUCAAUUUUAACAGGAGUAAUAUCAAUCUUUAUGUAUAUGAAAAUGCUCCUAUUAACUCCACAGUGGGACAAAUAACAUUUCAAAAUGAUUCAAGUUAUUAUCCAGUUUUCCAAAUUGUUGAAGACGAUGGGUCAUUUUCUCUUUUUAUUAAUGCAAGCAUUAUAAGUAUUGUUGUCAAUAAACCUUUAGAUGCAGAUUCUGGUAAUCCUCAACAUGUGUUUAUGAUACAAGAAAAAACUUCAGAAAAAGGAAUAAAUGUUGUUAUCAAUAUUUUAAAUGUUAAUGACAAUGCACCUAGAUUUCCACAAAAUCGUAUAUAUUUUAUUAUUAAUGAACCAAUGUUCAAUGGACAACAGGUUGGUCAAAUGCGUGCAACUGACUUGGACAAUGAUAUUAUAACUUAUUCUUUUAAUGCUAGUGCAUCUCCUGUUGAUACUUCAAAGUUUUUUAUUAAUCGCAAUACAGGGAUUAUAACUCCUAAAAGUAUUCCAUCUGACUCUUCUAUUGAUGCAGAAAAAUCACAGUUUCAUGUACUUCAAGUCCUUGCAACUGAUCAGGGUCAAUUGACAGGAUCGAUUUGGGUAAAUAUUAUUGUGUUUGAUCUUAAUGAUAACACUAACAAGUUUUCACAAACUCAAUAUUCAUUCGUAGUAGACGAAAAUGCUGAAAUUGGUACUGUAGUAGGAAAAGUCAGUUCUAUAGAUAAUGACAUUAGCUCUACAAAUUCAAAUAUCACAUAUUAUAUUCUUUCUGGUAUUUAUAAUGACAUUUUCACUAUAGAUCCUAACACAGGAAUGAUCAUCGUUAAUGGAAAAAUUGAUUUUGAAGUUCAAAAGCAAUAUGGUUUACCUGUUUGUGCAACAGAUAAGCAAACUUUAUUUACAGAUGCUCGUGCUAAUUGCACUUUUGUCCAAAUUAAUGUUAUAAAUUUAAAUGACAAUCUUCCAACUAUAUCACCAGUUAAUUAUUUUUUGACUUUAUCAGAAAAACAAGUGACUAAUCUUGCAUAUCAAUUUCUUGGUGUUGAUGCUGAUGGUUCAAAACCAACGUUUGAGUUUAACACAUCACUAACAUCUUCUGUUGUAAUGAAGCUUUUUAAUUUAAAUCCAGCUACCGGACUUUUGACACUAAAUGGAAAAAAGUUUGACUAUGAUGAUCCAGAUAAAGUUAAUCUUCCUUAUUUUGUUUAUGUAGUUGUUAGAGAUUCUGAAGCACCAUUUAAAUAUGGUGGUUCUUCAAGAUUAAUUAUAGGUGUUAAAGACACAAAUGAUAAUUCACCUAUAUUUGACAACUCAAGUUAUCUAUUUACAGUGAAUGAGAAUUCUGUCAUUGGUACUGUUAUUGGUAAUGUUAAUGCAACAGACUUAGAUAAGACAGCAUCACCACGACUCUAUUUUGAAUUGAACAAUAGAUAUGCAAAUACUAUUAAGGUUGAUCAAGUCUCAGGUACAUUAACAGUUGUUGGAGUACUUGAUUAUGAAAGUCUUGCUUUUUAUUACUUAACUAUAUGUGCAACUGAUCAAGCACUUGAUGUUACUCAGACUUUCCCUGCAAAUGAACAACGCGUAGGGUGCACUUUUGUAACCAUUGCUAUAAAUGACUUGAAUGACAAUUUGCCUUACUUUGAAAAUUUGUUGCUAAGUAUUGACAUUUCAGAAAAAUCUCCUACAGGGCUAAAAGUAUUUACAUUUUUUCCAAAAGACAAAGAUAGUAAUUCAGUGAACACACUGCAGUGCAUACUAAAUAACACUUACACAGACUCUAGAAGGUUUAGUUUAGAUCAAAAUACUUGUGUACUGACUGUUUCUGCAGUUGGUCUAAUUGAUUACGAGGAAAAAAAACAGUUUGAUUUAUAUGUAAAUCCAUAUGAUGGCACAAAUUUUGGAACUGAAACUCAUCUCAUUAUUUAUUUGAUUGAUGUGAAUGAUAACUCUCCACAGUUUUCAUCCUCAGUCUACUUUUUUAAAAUUGAUGAAAAUUCAGCAUUUAACACCACAUUAGGAAAUGUUUUUGCCAUUGAUAAUGAUGUUACUGCAUCAAAUAAUCAAGUAAAUUAUUUCAUUUUAAAUAAUCAGUCUCCUUUUGGAAUACUGAGUUCAGGGAUCAUCUAUGUUAAGAGCCCAGUUGACUAUGAAAUUACUGCAUACUAUAAUCUCUCUGUGUGUGCUUCAGAUAAUGCCAUUGAUUAUAAACAACUUAAUCCAUCAGCUGAGUCAAGAAUUGGUUGUGCUAUAGUAAAUAUAGAAGUUAAUAAUUUGAAUGACAAUAAACCAGUUUUUACUCAAAAAGCAUUCUCUGUAAAUAUAGAAGAAAAGAUUUUAACUGGAACUUCAAUUUUGAAGCUAACAGCAUUUGAUGCUGACGGAGUUUCUCCAAAGUUUAUUUAUAAUUACACAGCAAUGUCAAGUACUACUUUAAGUAAAUUUAAUUUGUCCGAAAAUGGUGAUAUAAUCGUAACAGGAGUUAUUGAUUAUGAAGAAGGUAUUCAAACUUUUGUUUUAGUGGUACUUUUAGUUGAUGGUGCUGAUGGUCAGGUGUCAACCUCAACAAAUGUGAAUAUAUACUUGUCAGAUGUAAACGAUAACUCUCCAGUUUUUACUAAUGUUUACCACUUCAGUGUAAAAGAGGGUGCUUCACCUGGAACACCAGUUGGCACUGUUUUAGCUACAGAUCCUGAUAUUUUAAAAUUAACAUAUUUUAUUAUGAAUACACAAAGUUUAUUUGAGUUGGAUAGUGUAUCAGGCACUAUUACAGUAUCAAAAGGGGCAACAAUUUCAUAUAAAGCUCUAGAGUACUUACUGACUGUAUGUGCCACUGAUAAUUAUAUAGACGCACAAGAGUGGAGUCCAUCAAAUGAAAAACGUACUACAUGUACUGUUGUCACUAUCACAAUUGAGUCAGAAACAUUGCCCAAGUUUGUUGGGGGAAAUUUUAGCAUCCAAAUUUUAAGUUCAACUUCAAUCAACAAAAUGAUUUUUCAGUUUUUUGUUAAUAAUCGUUAUGGGUCCAUUGUAAUUUUUGCUUUUAAUGCAUCCAAAACCAGUCAAGAAGCUAUGAGUCUUUUUGGAAUAGAUUCUAAAAACGGAAUUAUAUUUGUCAGUAAUAAUUUAAAUAUUGCAACUCAAAAAACUUAUGUAAUUUAUGUUAUUGCGCAAGAUAAUAAUACAUUGGUAACAGAUGAUGAAGCGAUGUUAACUAUAAGUAUUGUUGACAAUAAUAACAAUUUUCCUCUAUUCAGCAUUGUGCCAUAUGUUUUUCGAUUCAAUAAUAAUGAAAGUAUUGGUUAUUUUGUAGGAAGUGUUUUUCCAACAAAUGUAAAUUCUACCAUUUUAGUCUUCAAUAUUCUCCAAAGUCAAUAUAGUUCUUUCUUUGCAAUUGACAGUUCUGGUAAAAUAACAUUAGCAAAAACAUUCACUAAUGGAAUAGGGGUAAAAUCAUUUACAGUUGCUAUUUGUGCUAAAGAUUCUGCAGCUGAUUACAAGAAGGACUGCACAGCUGUUGACAUCAUUGUUCAAAAUGUUAUGGACAGAUUUCCAACACCGGUUUUUGCUUUUGGCUCUGGUAUAAUAUCACUAUAUGAAAUGCUUGAUGUUGGAACACCCAUUUUUCAAUUAGCUGCAAGUUAUUCAAAUGGGAUUGUAGGGUAUACGUUAAAUAGUUAUACUGAUACCUUUCAAGUUGACUCUCAAACAGGAAUUGUUAUUUUAACAAAAAGUCUAAAUUCUAAAAUAGUGCAAAAAUAUGAUCUUUUUUUCACAGCAUUUGAUGUAAAUAAUGUCAUGGUUAAAACUGAUAAUUAUCAGUUAACUGUUUAUGUUUUUAACUCCAGUUCAACUGGUUUUGAUAGUUAUUUAUAUCAAUUUCAAGUAGAAGAAAAUUCACCUAAUGGAAUGGUUGUAGGCACUAUUGCCACAGUAAAUAAUCAGCAAGUGUCUUAUUUCAUUUUAAACAACCAGUUUAGCAAUGUGUUUUCUUUAAGCAAUAGUGGUGGUUAUGUACAGAUAGUUGUGGUUGGGUCCAUUGACCGAGAAAUUUUAGAUAAAUAUGUGCUUACUGUUUGUGUCACUGAUAAAGGAAGUUUGCAAGGUUGUGCUCAAGUUUAUAUUAGUGUAAAUGACAUCAAUGACAAUGCUCCAGUUUUUUCCUCCCCAAUAUAUAGACUUACAAUUUCAGAGAAAGUACCAAUAGGAUUUGUUUUAAAAAAGUUCAGUGCUACAGAUAAAGAUAUAGGUGUUAAUGGUCUGGUAUCUUAUUUAAUUGACAACAGUACUAACAUAUAUUCCGAUUCAUUUUAUCUUAAUAGUACAAGUGGAGAAUUGCAACUUUCAGGUAAAUUUGACUAUGAAUUAUAUACAAGUUACAUGUUAAAAAUAAAUGCACAUGACUCCGGCUCACCUCAACAAUCUACUUUCUGUGGUAUUGUGAUUUCUUUGACGGAUGUAAAUGAUAAUUCACCUGCUUUUACAAAUGGAGCUAUUUCAACCACUAUCAAUGAAAAUUUUCCAAUAAAUUCUGUGGUAUUGACAGUUCAUGCUGAAGAUAAAGAUAAAACCUUGGCCAACCGUCAAAUAAUAUAUUCAAUGCCUGGUGACGAUGACGGUUAUUUUAGCAUUAACUCCUUAACUGGUGAUAUAAUUCUUAAAAAAAGCCUUGAUGUUGACUUAUUAAAUAAUAUAUAUUACCUAACUGUUGUGGCUAACGAUCAAGCUGUUGAUAACACACAAUCUAAUCCCAUUGCUGAAUCAAGAAUUGGAGUUGAAGUUGUAACUAUUUAUGUUAAUGAUAUCAAUGAUAAUUCUCCAAUAUUUACAACAGGCCGUUACAUAAUAUAUGUUCCAGAAGAUGUUCUUGUUGGUAGUGUUUUAUUUCAGUUUAUUGCUAAUGAUGCUGACAAGUCGUCAAUAUUUAACACACUUCAAUAUAUUGCUAUUGAAAUCAAUUCAGAAUUUUUAAUGCUAAAUCAAACUAGCGGGAUGUUGACAGUUAAAAAGAAGUUUAACAAUCAACAAAAUUUCACUGUUGUUGCUAAAGCACGUGACAGUGGUAUGCUUGAAUCUAAUAAUGUAACAUUGGUUAUUUAUGUUGAUAAUGUAAUUGGAAACACACCUCGUUUUAACCAAACAUCUUACUAUGUAAAUAUAUUUGAGAAUACAAUAAUUGGGACCAAGAUUUUCACCAUAACUGCAACUGAUGCAUAUAGUACAAGUCUUACCAAUAAUGUAUUAUAUUCAAUAGUUGACCCAGAAAGUUCUGGUAUUUUUGAUAUAAAUAGUUUAGGUGAGAUAACAAUCAAACAGCCUUUAGAUAGAGAGAAAAGAGAAAGAUAUGAAUUUUUGGUGGUUGCAACUGAUACUGCACUUUCAUUGACUCAAAGUAGUCAAGCAUGUGCAUUGCUUACUAUUGUAAUUAUUGAUGUAAAUGACAACAGACCAGUUAUCACUUCAAGUUCAACUACAAUAUAUUUGCCCAUUUCAAUCUCAUUAAAUUCAUUUAUUUUUGCUUUCACAGCUAUUGAUUUAGAUUCUUCUUCGAAUGUUGUAUUUCUAUCAGCUGAUCCUUCGAAUGCUGCAUGGACCUUUUUCAAAUUAGACAUGUAUAGUGGAAUUAUUAAUACAAAAUCUCUUUUUGAUUUGAAUUCAAAGAUGGAAUAUAAUUUAAGUGUUGUAGCAAGAGAUUCACCAAGUUCAUUUUAUCUCCAAUCUGAUCCAGUAACAAUAACAAUUAAAAUUUUAACUGAUGUCAACCAUUUGCAAUUUACUUUAUUAAAUUACCCCUUUUCUAUUGAUGAAAACAUGCCAUCUGGAAGUUCUGUUGGGAGUGUUGUAGCUUUUGGUUCAAGUUCUAUAGAGUAUUCCAUUAGUGGUGGAAUAGACAGUCUUAAUACUUUUAGAAUUGAUAAAACAUCUGGUUAUAUUAGCUUAAUUGCAUCCCCAGAUUUUGAGUCACAAUCCUCAUAUACGUUUAAUGUAAAGGCUCAUGAUAUGAUGAAUCAGAAAUAUGAUGCUUUUUGUAUUGUUACUGUGAAAGUUAAUGAUCUAAAUGAUAUAUGGCCUAUUAUAGACACUGUAACCAUAGGUAAUAUAUCUGAAAAUGCUGGACCUGGACUAGUAAUUGCAGUAAUUCAUGUUAAAGAUAUGGACACUUCAACUAUAUCAGAAAAUGGUUUGACAUUUUUUAUAAGCCCUAAUAAUUUUCCAGUGAAAAUAAUUAAAUCAUAUCAGCAAGCAGAAGCUACAGUUUUAACAAUUGGAGAUUUUGAUGCAGAGGAUCCUAAUUCUAACAGUAAUAGAUUUAAUGUUACAGUUACAGAUGCUGCCGGACAUUCAAGUUAUAAAGAGAUAAACUUUUUAGUUGUUGACCAGAAUGAUAAUAGUCCAGUUUUUUCAAAACAGUUUUAUAGCUUUACUGUUUUUGAGAACUCUCCUGAUAAAACAAUUAUUGGCAGUGUUGUUGCUGUAGACAAUGAUAAGUCUGAUAUAUACAAAACUAUUAGAUAUUCAUUCAGUGAUCCUUUAGCAAAUCCUAACAUUAUUAUUGAUCCCAUUAGUGGAGUUAUUUCAACAAAUGGAGUAAUAGAUUUUGAGACAAUGCCAAGGUAUUAUUUAAAUGUUAUUGCUACAGAUAGCUUCACUCCAACAGUAAGAAAAACUUGUGCAAUAGUCAUUAUUAAUGUUGGUGAUCAAAAUGAUAAUGCACCAGUCUUUACUUCUGCCACAAAUUUCAGUGUUUCAGAAAAAACUGUAAUUGGAACUGUUGUUUUUAUACUAUCAGCGAUAGAUGCUGAUGCCAACACAAAAAUAACAUUUUACUCUCAAAUGGACUCUACUUUUAAAAUCACUCCUCAAGGUUAUGUGAUUUUAGCAACUGAACUUGACUAUGAACAGAUCCAACAAUAUACAUUUACAGUUGUGGCAACAGACAAUGUUCACAACACAUUUCAGUUGAUUACAGUUAAUGUUAUUAAUGAAAAUGACAACGGUCCAGUGUUCUUUAAAAAUUUUUAUGAAGCUUUCAUUACUGAAAAUAAACUUUCCAUGAACAAACCAUUUUUAGUUGUUACUGCCAAUGAUGGUGAUUUACCUCCAUUUAAUAUUGUAACAUAUGAGCUGAUUGAUUUAGACAAUUUAGGGUCUAUGUUUCAAUUUUAUUUGUUAGACUCAAAUGGAGGUAUUUCUUAUCAAGGAACAUUUGAUAGAGAAGUUAGAGAACUUUACAGAUUUUUAGUCAAAGCAACAAAUGCCGGAAAUCCUACUAGAAGUGCAAUUACUUAUGUUGAAGUUACAAUAUUAGAUGAAAACGAUUAUCCUCCGAUUGUGCCCAGUCCAUCUUAUAACUUGACUAUAUCUGAAAAUACUCUUGUUAAUCAAUUGGUACUGCAUAUUGAUGCAAAAGAUCCAAAUAAAUGUGCUAAUGGUUCCAUUGUGUUUUCAUUUUCACCUGGAACUGAUCCAACUGAGUCAUUUAGAAUUGAUCCCAAGGAAGGUGAUAUAUAUGUUAAAAAUGGUUUAAGUUAUUCUAAACAAAAUGUUUACCAGCUACUAGUUAUUGUGAGAGGAUGUUCAGUUACUCAGCCUCUCUACACUUAUGUAAAUGUUUUCAUUUAUCUCACUGAAGAAAUAGGCAAUUAUCCUAGCACACUUUUAAGAAUUAGUGUUAGUGAAAACACAGCCAUAAAUUCGGUUGUUGUGACCACACAAAGCAUGCAGGUAUGGAAUGUGAAUAAUAAUCAGUUAUUUUAUGAAAUUGUUUUCUCUGACAGUUCUGACAGCUCUGUGUUAAAAAUAAAUUAUUUAACUGGGGAAGUUAUGUUAAUUCAGCCAUUAAAUUACGAGAUUAAAAAUGAGUAUAUUUUUAUACGGCGUGCUGUGUUAAACGGCGUAAUCUAUGGUGUUCAAACUGUAAGUCUUAAGAUUAUUGAUGAAAAUAAUAACAAUCCUAUCUUUGAUUUACCUAAUCAACCUAUUACUGUUAGUGUUAAUGAGCAUUCUCAGAUUGGAUCAUGCUUAACACUAGUUAAUGCAUCGGAUGCUGAUGCAAGAAGUCGUGGAAAAUUAGUUUUCUCAAUUAACCCCCCAGUUGCUGGGUUUAUGAUUAUAAGUGUUAAAGACAUGGGUGAGAUAUUUCUUGAAAAAGAUUUGAAUGCAGAAGAGAAAAUGCUUUAUCAACUUGUUUUGUCAGUAAGUGAUUCUGAAGGUAGAUCUAGCGUGGUUUCUAAGAUUAUAAAUAUUCAAGUUGUCGAUAUAAAUGAUGAACCUCCAACUUUUGCUCAGUCUGAGUAUAUAUUUAAUAAACUUGAGGGACCUUACCAGAAUUCUUUUGUUGGCACAGUUACUGCUACAGACAAAGAUGUCACACCAACAAAUAAGGCUAUUUCAUAUAAAAUUGUUAACAAUGAUGCCAGCCAAGUAUUUGGAAUUGACACUUUAGGAAACAUUUAUUUGAAAAAAGAACUAGAUCGAGAAAUGGUAUCUAAAUAUACUUUUAUGGUUGAAGCUGCAAAUAUAAUUAAUGGCCAAAAGACUUUAGUUGGUAACUGUUUUGUCAAUGUGAUUGUUGAUGAUACCAAUGAUCAUGUUCCUACAUAUAAUGGGGACGUUAGCUUUAGUUUUUAUGAAAAUGUUCCUAUUGGCUCAACACUUUUUGUAAUAAAAGCAGAAGAUCUAGAUUCAAAUUCAGAAUUAGUAUACUCAUUUGAUUAUAUUGGUGCAAUACGAUCACCAAUUUCAACACUUGGUUUAAUAAACGUUGAUCAAGUGUCUGGAAGAGUUACAUUGCUUGAUAGUUUUGAUUAUGAAAAAGCUACGGAAUACAUUAUGUCUGUAAAUAUAUAUGAUAGAAGUUCUCCACAAAAUAUUUUGAAUGUAAAGUUCAACAUUCGCAUACUUGAUGUAAAUGAUAACUCUCCUCGAUUUAAUGUACGCCCUCAAACUCAACUUCAAUAUUUCAUUGGAGAAGAUACACCUUUUAACUAUACAAUAGCUUUUCUCACAGCUACUGAUAAUGAUUUUGGCUCAAAAAUUAAUUACAGUCUUGUAAAUGUUUUUAACAGCAACUUUGCAGUUGAUCAAAACACUGGCAGGCUUUACACAAUUGGUUUAUUUGAUUACUUAGUUUCAUCCCAGUACUAUUUACUUGUUGUUGCUUCAGAUAAUGGUUAUCCUCAACUCUCAGAUGCAUUACCUGUUGUAGUAAAUAUAAUAGAUUUGAAUAACCACAAUCCUGUUUUCACGCAAACAAAUUAUAAUAUAACUAUUCUUCAAGGUACUCCUGCUGGUUUAUCGAUUGGGAAAGUCUCAGCCGUUGAUUUAGAUUCUGGAAUAUAUGGUCAAGUAAACUAUUUCUUUAAAUCUGGAAGGACUGACAUGUUUAGAAUUGAUCAGCGUACUGGCGAUAUAUUCACUCUAGGUCAAGUAACCAUCACCUCAAAUUUGAUAGACAGGUAUGAAAUCCUUGUUGGAUCUCAAGACUCAGAUCCUGUGAGUCCAAGGUCAUCUCAAGAUGUCAAAAUUAUUGUUAAUGCUAUAAAGAUUAAUGUAGAAGUUGUGCAGCCAAUGUUUUAUCAACCAUAUUUAGAGAUAUAUGUCAGAGAAGAUCAACCACUUGGGGUGGUAGCUAACACUUUAGCCACAGUAACUGGUGGAUUAGUUAACUAUUCUAUUGUCAUAGAUGGUUCACAGGCAAGGCUGGGUGUAUCUAAAUUCUCAAUAGAUAUGCAAGGAAAAAUCUCUUUAAACUCCUUCUUAGAUUAUGAGCAAACUCAAUUUAUUUCAUUUUCCAUUAAAGCUCAGGUGAUUGGAAGUAAUAUUUUUGGAACACAAAAUGUUUUAGUAAUUGUACAAGAUGUUGAUGAUAAUAUUCCUGUUUUUUCAGAGCCCCAGCAGCAAACGGUAACAAUACCAAGUUUAGUAAACAUAGGAAUAAUUGCAUUUGUAAAAGCUAAUGAUACUGACUCAGUAAGUAAGGGAAAGUUGAAAUUUUCUUUAAUCAAUGAUUAUGGCAAAACAUUCUCUAUAAUUAGUGUCAAUGAUGUUGGAUUAGUAAUACUAAAUCGUAUAUUGAUUGGAGAGCCAAAUUAUUUGCUCGAAGUACAGGUACAAGAUCCUGCUGGCCACACAGCUGCACAAACUAAUCUUAUUAAAGUUUUUGUCAAUUCUGGACAAGUUCAGUUUCAGUUUACAAAAACGCUGUAUAAUUUUUUUAUUCCAGAAUAUUUUGAAGCUGGAUAUGAAGUUGGGUAUGUUUCAGUAUUUAUUUCUGACUCGGUUACGUCUUUAUUAUCUAGUAACACAGGAAUUGAAUAUUCAAUUGUUCCAGCAGGUGGUGCAGAGUAUAUUUUUAAUGUCCAAAAUAACGGUUCCAUUUUUUCCAAAAUUCCAUACAAUAGUAAAACACCUUACCUAUUUUCAGUACAAGCUAAUAUAAGUGCAUUAGGUUUAACAGCAGUAACCUGGGUUUAUGUUAGUAUUUUGCCUCAAAAUAAGAAUCCCAUAUUUUUUUCAUAUAAUAAAUACACUCUCACUGAGGAUUUUCCUACUGAAACUGUUAUAUUUAAAGUAGUUGCUAUAGAUGAUAGCUCUGAUGUUGUGUAUUCGAUAGAUCAAUGCACAGGAGAUUUGUUGCUGAGUAUUAAUUCAUCAACAGGUGAGGUAGUUUACAAAAGUGGUUUAAACUACGCAAAAGCAAAUACUCACACAUGUCAAAUAAGAGCUCAAGACCAAACAAUGUUGUUUGCAACUCAAAUGAUAACCAUUGAUGUGGUAAAUGUAAAUAAAUACAAUCCAAUAUUUGUACCAAAAUUUACUGGAAAAAAGUAUUAUAACUCAAGUAUAAUAGAAAACUCUGUUGCUAUUCAGCCUGUAGUGACAGUACUAGCUACAGACCAAGACUCUGGUGUUUUUGGUGCAGUUCAAUACAGUAUUGUGAAUGCAUUAACUUCUAUGCCAUUUUCAAUCAAUCCUAUCACUGGGUCUGUUUUUACAACUGGAGUACUUGACUACGAGAGUGUUAAGGGUUAUGAAGUUUUGAUAAUGGCUGCUGAUGGCGGAUCACCACCUAGGACAGAUGUUAUAUCUGUACUGGUUAGUGUUAUAGACAUCAAUGAUAAUUUCCCUAUAUUUGACUCUUUAAGUUACUCAGUAACUGUAUUUUCAAAUACUCUGGUUCCAGCAAUAAUACUCCUUGUACAUGCUACUGAUAAUGAUGUUGGAAAUUUAUAUAUCUCAUACGCUUUAGCUUCUGGAAGCAAUAACAAGUUUUCAAUUGAUGAAAAAACUGGUUUGAUAUCAUUAAUUGGAACUUUAGACUAUAAUGAUAUUUCACAGAGAUAUUUUGAAAUUGUAGUUACAGCAACAGACUAUCAAAUCGGAUAUUCAAGCAAAACAUCAGCAGCUAUUGUUAAAAUCAAUGUUGUUGAAGGUAAAAACAAUCAAAUAAGAUUUGUUGAAUCGUAUAAGUUCAUUGAGUUGUUCAAAAACCAAUCAGUAAAUGUUGUUCUAUUUACUACUCAAGUAGCUCCAUCAAAUAUUAACAUUUCUUUUAGUAUUGUUCAAGGAAAUGACAAUAACAAUUUUCCGUUUCUGAUUGAUUCAAGUGGAUCUGUUUAUUUAAAUCAAUCACUAGGAUCUGUGUUUCAAACUGAAUUUGCAUUUUUUAUUAAAGCAGUAAGGGUUUCAGAUCAAUCAUUCUCUUUUCAGAGUAUCAUUGUAAAUGUAUUAAAUUCAGAUGAUGAAAAGCCUGUAUUUGGACAACCUUUUGUUCGCGUGUUAAAUCUUAAUACAUUAUAUACUGUAGGACAAGCUGUAUCUUUUGUUACAGUUGCAGACAAUGAUUCUUCAGAUUUUGUGUACAGCAUAACACCAGAUAAUGUCCCUUUCAAAAUUGCAAAUAAUGGUUAUGUUGGAAUACUUUAUAUUUCGGAGAUGUUAGUGCCAAACAGUUACACAUUUAAUGUAUCAGUCUCAGAUGUUGAUAUGACAGGAAAGUUAAAGAACAAAGCUGAAAAUGAUAUUUUAUAUAAUGUUAUUGUUAGUUCAGUUUCUAAUGGUUUAAUUACGUUUAGCCAAUCUAUUUAUAUCUUCAAGGUAAAAGAAGAAGAUAGUGCACCUAAAACAAUUGGAAGUGUUUAUACAGAUUCUGUUAGUCCUGUUAAAUUUAGUUUAGUUGAAUUGUAUCUUUCAAAUAUCUUUUUUGUUAAUGCUAUAACUGGUGACAUUACAGUACUUAAGGUGCUAGACUAUGAGUCUACCAAACAGUAUAUCUUUACCAUCUCUGCAACAAAUGAAAAUGGAUAUAGUGCUUCAACAAUUGUUAAUGUUAUAGUAGUUGAUGUAAAUGAUAACAAGCCAUUAUUUAAAGGUCCAUCAAUAUACAAUGCCUUUGAAAACACUGAGUUAGGUUCAUUGUUGUUUACUGUUUUUGCUACAGAUCAAGAUAGUGAAAAUAACAGUAUGUUGAUCUUUUCCUUAGAAACCAAUGUGCCGCAGAUUCAAGUGAACCCAUACUCUGGAGAUGUUGUUUUAGUUAAGAAAUUAGAUUAUGAAAGUAGCAAUAAAAUUGUUUUUAAUAUUUCAGUAAGUGACCAAGGUAUUCCACAACAAACUUCAAAACAGUUGUUCACACUACUUAUUGGUAAUUUAAAUGAUCAUAAUCCAGUUUUUUAUUCUCCUGAAGAUAUAAUUAUUUCAUUGCGAGAAGAUAAUAGUAUUUAUAGUGAUGUUGCCAAUGCUUCUGCUACAGAUUUUGAUGCUGGUAUUUUUGGACAAGUUUUCUAUUCAUUAUUUAGUACCACACCAAUGCUGCCAUUUACUAUAUUACCAACAGGUAUUAUAAAACAAAAUUCAACUCUUGAUUAUGAAAAAAUUAAAUCGUACAACUUUUUUGUACAGGCUAGUGAUGGCGGAUCUCCACCUAGAAUUGCUGUAAAAGCUGUCUCUAUAAACAUUAUUAAUGUUAAUGACAAUAUUCCCUUCUUCUCACAGCUUUUUUAUUCCAUUGCAAUAUCAGACCAAACACCUAUUGGAACUGUUUUUCUUCAAGUUACUGCUCAUGAUUAUGACAAUGGCAAUAUAAAUUAUACAAUAGUUAGGGGAGGAAGCAAUAGCUUUGGUAUUGAUGUUCAGAGUGGCAGCAUUUUUGUGGCAUCUACAUUAAAUGCAAAUCUUAACAGUUAUUAUGAACUUUUAGUAAAUGCUAGUGAUGGAGGCCCAAAUAUGGCUAGUGUAAAAGUAUAUAUAAAUGUCACAUCUACCAAUCAACCUCAUUUUGCAACCUUUGUGCAGUAUAUUUCAUUAUAUGAAAACACUAUUCCUCAAAUCAUUGGGCGAUCACUUGUUGUAAACACAAACACCGUUACAUAUUCUUUAGAGUACACAGAUGCUGGUUCUAAGUUUUCAAUAGACUCUGUUUCUGGUUAUAUAUAUCUGAUUGGAACAUUAGAUUAUGAGAUGCAGAAGGAGUAUGUUUUAACAGUAUCUGCAACAAAUGAUUUUUAUAGUGGAUACCAGCUUGUGCGGAUUAUUGUCAUGGAUGUAAACGAUAACAAACCAUACCUGACACCAGCUGCACAAACUGUCACAAUAAGUGAAGCUACUCUUACAUCCCAACCAUUUGCAUUUUUAAGAGCUUUUGAUGCGGAUUCAAUUAAUAAAAAUAACUUAUCUAUUUCUAUUUCAAGUCAGUUUGAUGCAUUUCACUUAGAUUUUGACAAUCAAUUGAUGGCAUAUUUAUAUGUUAAAAAGGAUUUGUUUUUGUUAGCUCAAUCCCAUUAUACAAUCAACCUGAUUAUCAGUGAUGGGCUUUUUGCAACAAAUGCUUCAGUUUUUGUCAACAUUAUUCCUGUUGGACAAAUAAUGAAUGAUCUUCAGUUUCAAUCCUUUUUUUAUGCGUUUCAAGUUUCAGAGUUAAAAAAGCCUUAUGAAAUCUUUGGCAUAGUUUUGGCCACUUUCAACCAAAAUAAUCCGCUUCCAAUAUCCUAUGCAAUUUUUGAGACAGAUUUACCUUUUAUUAUUGAUUCAAAAACUGGUGAAUUAAGUUUAAAAACUGCUUUAGAUUAUGAGCAAACAGAGAUCUUUAUUUUUCAUGUUGUUGCCAGUGCUCAAGAUUCUAAUCAAUCUUUUGUGGCUUACUCAUCUGUUGUGGUGAAUGUGCUAAAUGCAAAUGACAAUGGACCAGUUUUUGACCAACCAUUAUAUGUUCAGGUGGUUGCUGAAAACUAUCUUGUAGGUACAACAGUACUUCAGGUGCAUGCUACUGAUAAAGAUAUUGGUGUAAAUGGAUUAAUGACAUACAGUUUAAAUGUUUCUGGUGUGAAUCCUUUUUAUAUUGACCCAAAUACUGGUGUAGUUAUGCUUUCAAAGCCUUUGGACUUUGAAAGUAGAAAAUCAUAUAAUAUUACAUUAUACGCCACAGAUAGUCAAAAUGUUGGCAGUGCACAACUACAAGUCCUUGUGUUGGAUUCAAAUGACAAUGCACCAUUAUUUCAAAAAUUGUUUCAAACAUUUGUUGUGCCAGAACAAAAAGCCAAUGUUCUCGUAGGGUGUGUUGUAGCUUCAGAUUAUGAUGCCACUACAUUGAAUAACCAAAUAACAUACAAUCUUUUGUCUGCUGGUUCUGAUUAUAACAAUGCUUUUUCUGUAAAUAAAUCUGGCUGCAUCGUUUCGUCUGCAAAACUUGACCGCGAGAUACAAGAUAAGUAUCACCUUACUAUGGUAGCAAGUGACAAUGGUGUGCCUAGCCUUUCUGGGUAUACUGAAAUAGUGAUUUUUGUUUAUGAUGUUAAUGAUAAUACUCCCAAGCUUGCUCAUUCUGUUUAUGAUUUACAAAUAUCAAAUUUAGUUCCAACUGGUACCUUGUUGAUAUCCCUUCAAGCAACAGAUGAAGAUUUAGGUGUUAAUAGCAAAAUAAGCUACUCUAUUAUAAGUGGAAAUACUGGUUCUGUGUUUUCAUUAUUGUCAAACGGCGAUGUUAAAACACAGUCAAGUAUGAUGAAUACUAAUAUAACAUUUUACCAGCUUAUUAUAAAAGUUGAAGAUCAGGGAAAUCCAGCUUUAUCAUCAAUUGUAACACUCAAUAUUGCAGUUAUUGGUUUAAACAUUUUCAUGCCACAGUUCGAUAGAAAUGUUUAUGAAGUCAGUGUAAAUGAAAAUUUUGUAGGCAACAUUUUUCAAGUUAAUGCAUCUAUUGAUCCCUCUAUUAACUUAACAGUGCAUUAUGCAAUUGUGGAAACAUCUUUAUUAGGAAAAAACAAAUUGUCUGUUGAUGACACAGGUCUCAUCAGCAUUCAAAGAGCUUUUGAUUAUGAAAGUGCGCCCACAUACAUCUUUAUAGUGAGAGCAUUUACAGUUAUUCAUCCUGAAGUUUUCACUUCAGUAGUAUUUCGUUUGUCUGUAAACAAUACAAAUGAUAAUAGUCCAGUAUUUGAAAGACUCUCAUUUACAGUAUCUGUUGCCCGACAGUCUAAAGUUGGUACUAUUAUUUCUACAGUGUAUGCAUAUGAUGCUGAUGAGAAUGCUAACAGCUCAAUAACUUAUAGUUUUCAACCUAACCAAAUGGACAAAGAUUUAUUUGGAAUUGACUUGAAUUCAGGAGAUAUAAUGUUGUUGCGUGAAAUACAAUUUAAAGACAUAAAAGUUUAUACUUUGAAAGUGUUUGCAUUUGAUUCAUUUGGAAAAGUGUCAAAUCUGCCUGCAACAUUGGUUGUCAAGAUAUAUCCAGACAAUAUGUUUAAACCAACUUUUUCUGCAUCACCGCUAUAUUAUAUUGUCAGUGAAGGUGCACCAUUAUCCACUUUUGUUGGUAGUGUUGUUGCUGUAGAUAAUGAUGUUAAUUUACCUUCAUUCGCUAUUCUUGAAAGACCUGAAGCAGAAAACUAUGGCAGCAUAUUUUAUUCCAUUUUGUCUUCUUCUGGUAGCAUUCCCUUCUCAAUAAGUAGCUUCGGAGUUCUUUCAGUUAGUGGACCAUUAGAUAGAGAAACUAAAUCAAUAUAUGAUUUGUAUGUUCAAGCAAUUGACGGAGGAAAUCCUGGAUUAAGUUCUGUAAAGCUUGUUACUGUUUUAAUCACUGAUAUUAAUGAAAGACCAGUAUUUGUUAAGCAAAAUUACAGCAUUGAAGUUAUGGAAUCAAUCCCUCUUGGUUUCACAAUACUUGCAGUUUCUGCUAAAGAUUCAGACACAUUUUCAAAUGGAGUAGUAAAUUAUGCCAUAGUUUCAGGUAAUGAAGAUUCACAUUUCCAAAUUGACACAACUACUGGCAUAAUAUCAUCUUAUGAUUAUUUAAAUUUUGAUAAACAGCAAUACUAUGUGUUAGAAAUAAAAGCAACAGAUCGAGGUACACAGCAAUUAGCAUCUGCAUUGAAUGCCUUUGUUACAAUUAAGGUACUCAAAGAUCCUAUGGUAUGGCAGUACCCAUUCUUUAGUGUUUCUCACUAUGAGUUUGUUGUUGAAGAAAAUACUGAAAAAAUACUUGGUAGAAUCAUUGCCACUGGAUUACAAUCUGUAUCCUACAGAAUACUGAACACUAAUGAUUAUGCAUUAUUUACUAUUAACACCACAACAGGUUUAUUAGUUAUUACUAAUGCAGAUUAUGAAACAAAAAAAGAAUUAAAUAUCUAUGUAGAGAGUUAUUUUAGUUUUAAUCCAAAUUUGACCUCUGUCAUUAAUGUUUUUGUUACUGUUUUGGAUGUAAACGACAAUACUCCAAUAUUUAUCCUACCAGAACUCAAUGUUACAAUUAGUGGAUAUACACUUGUUGGUGAUAUUGUUGCUGUUUUUAAUGCCUUUGAUGCUGAUUCAACAAAAAAUGGAAAUGUAGAAUUUGGGUUAUCACAGUCUGAUAUAUUUUCUAUUAGUACGCUAAGCAACAACACUGGUAUUAUUAAGCUUAAUCGAAAACUGAGCGAAUCAAAAAGGGUGUACAAUCUUGUGGUGAGUUUAUCAGAUAUGGGAAUUCCAAAGCGUUAUGCUCCAGAUAUCAAUUUUACUGUUUUUGUUUCAAAUGAGUACACCAAUUCUCUAAUGUCGUUACCACCAGGUUAUAUUACUAUUAAUCUGAGUACUUCAAUUGGUUCAAGUAUAUACACUCUGAAAAUUCAAAACUUAAGUUCUGGUCAAAAUCCUUUAUUUGAACUAGUUAGUGUAUUUGGAGGACUUAUAAACCCUUUUAAUCUGAGUGCCGCAGGUGUGAUUAAACUUGUUAGAGAGCUUGAGCCUGUUGAUAGAUAUAUAUUAUUCAUAACUAUAAAAGAUCAAUCAAACCCUUCUUUCCUAGCAACUCUUACUUUUACGAUUAAUAUUUCACCUAGUGUAAUUUUUAGUCCGUACUUUGAUCCCAGUUAUUACAGUGUUGUUGUAAAAGAGGAUGUUCGAAUAGGUGCUGUCAUAAAAAAACUUUUUGUUGUUGACCCAAAUCCAUUUGUUAGUUUGUUUUUCCAAAUUGUAUCAGGAAACAUUGAAUCUGUUUUUUCAGUUAAUAGUAUUGGGCAAAUUGUUGUUCAGAAAGCUUUAGAUGCUGAGAAAAUUACCCACUAUUCACUGUAUGUAAGUGUAGCUGAUAGUUAUGGUCGAGCUGAAACAAAUGCAAUUGUAAAUAUCUUUGUUACAGAUGUUAAUGAUAACGCUCCAAUAUUCUUAAACAGCAGUUAUUACAUUCAAGUUAGAGAGGAUAUUUUAGUUAACACAACUAUUGAGACCUUUUUAGCGAUAGAUCCAGAUGUUAGUUCAAAUGGUUUGAUACAAUACAAAGUUGUUGAUUCAUCAGAUACAUUUGGAAUGUUUUUGAAUGGUAGUUUGUUUUUGAAAAAGUCUUUACAUUGGUAUUUUCAAAGAAACUACACUAUAAUGAUUGUUGCUAAUGAUGGUGGUUUUCCUCCAAAGUAUACUUCAUCACUUGUUUUUAUCAGUGUAAUUAAUAUCAAUUCUCCACCAUCAUUCGAUGUGCCAUUUUAUUCUUUGAGCAUACUGGAAACAGUUAAAGUUGGAUCUAGUCUUCUUUAUAUUGAAGUCACCGAUAACGAUGAAGGCAACAAUGGAAAUAUUUUUUUAAAUAUUUCCAAAGAUGUUGAGUCUGUUUUUGAAUUUGUUGGGCGAGUUUUAGUCUUGAAGAGUGCCUUGAACUAUUCCCUAAUCUCUAAAUAUGCAUUCACAAUAGAUGCCAAAGAUGGAGGUAUUCCUCCUUUGCAGGCAAUACCUAAUGCUAUAGUAAAUUUAACUAUUUAUGGUGUAUCCUCCCUUCAGCCUCACUUUUUACUUAGCAUGUAUAAGGUUAUGGAUUUAAUGGAAAAAAUUUUGUAUGAUACACCACUUCUAACUGUUUCUGCCUUUAUAAAUGGUAGCAAUCUGGGUAUACUUUACAUUCUAGAUGGGAAUGACUCUCAAUAUUUUACUAUUAACAAUAAUGGAAGCAUCUUCAGUAAAAUUGUUUUUGAUUAUAAAAAUCAGUCUUCUUAUAUAUUUGAAGUUAUUGCUCAAAAUAGUGCAAAUCUAAGUUAUUUUGAUAGAGCUGUUGUUAAAUUAUCUAUCAAAGAGACAAAUGACAAUGCUCCAGUGUUAUUACCCUUGGUGUAUAAUUUCAAUGUUAGCAAAAGAUCACCUGUUGGUACAAUAAUAGGCAGAAUCAAUGCAACAGAUCAAGGUACCACAAACAAUAAACUAGUUUAUUCCCUUUUUAAUACAACAAAUAACUUGUUUAUAUUGAUUGGAGACUUACUUGUUGUUAAUGCACCAUUAGACUCAAGUUUACAAACUGAUUAUCAAUUUUAUGUUUAUGCUACUGAUGCUGGAGUUCCUCCACUAAACUCUGCUCUUGGAAAUAUAAUGAUUCACCUUUUUACCCCAUUUUCUGGUUUACCCCCAGUCUUUGAGAACAAUCUGUACGUAGUAAAUGUUUUUAACAAUAUUACUACAGAUGAUACAAUUCUAAAUGUUAGAGUCCAACUUGAUCAGAGCACUGGUAAUACAAUCAGUUAUUCAUUAGACUCAUCCACUGAUGCGUUAAGCUUUAAAAUCGACAGUAUAACUGGUGACAUUAGUUUAAAACCAGGUUUCAGAUUUUCAAAUCUUUUAAGGAGGACAUUAGCUUUUUAUGCAAUAGCUACAGAUCUUUUAGGUUUUUCAGAUAGAACUUUUGUUAUAAUUAACAUAAUAGACUCUUCUGGCAUUGACCAUACUAGACCCGUUUUCACACAAGAGGAAUAUAUAACAUCAGUAUCAGAGAGUAUAUCGAUUGGUAGCACUGUUGUAACUGUCCAAGCAAUAGACAUUGAUAGUGUUAUGCUAACAUAUUCAAUUUUGUCAGGAAACAAUUUAAAUUCAUUUUAUAUAACAUCAAAUGGAGCAGUUAUUGUUAAUAACUACCUUGAUAUUUCUACAAGUGGUGUCAAUUGCUAUGUGCUGAAAGUGUCAGCUAAAGAUGAGUUGAAUCAGACAUCUGUCAGGAGUGCGAUAGUGACAAUAAACAUAGUACCUUCUAAUCAGACUGUUAAAAACUUAACUUUUGAUAAUUCUACUUAUUUGUUUUCUAUUCCUGAAAAUACAACAAUGCAAAAAAUUGGUUCUGUUAUGGCACAAAUAUCUAAUGGCAAACAAGAAUAUGUUCAGUACAAAGUGUUAGGGUUGAAUAGUCUUUUUGAAAUGAAAGGUGCAGAUCUUUGGUCAAUGCAAGUAUUUGAUCGAGAACAGAUAGAUAGAUAUGUUUUUCAAAUAUUAGCUUACUCAAACAUCAGCAGUUUUGAUAAAGCAUUAGUCAUUGUUGAUAUCUCAGAUGUAAAUGAUAAUGCUCCUGUGUUCAGUGAUACUCCAAUAAUAAGCAUAAUCUUAUCAGAGUUUUCACCAGUUCACUCAGUUGUUGCUACUGUCAAAGCCACAGAUGCUGAUAUUGGUGUAAAUGCUGAAGUAGACUAUAACGUUUCCCCAAAUGAUACUUUUUCCAUUGAUAAGUAUGGUCAAAUUUUUCUUCUUAAAUCUUUCACACAUGACACUCCUGAUAUAAUCAGUAUUACAGUUAUAGCAUAUAAUCUAGAUUCUCCUAAUCAGAGCUCUAUGUCAUUUACCGCUUAUGUGAUAAAAGAACAAGUUCCUCAGUUUAAGAAUACAACUUAUUAUAUUUCUUUAAGUGAAACAAAUAACUCUGCAAUUAUUUUUACAUUAACAGCUUUAUCACCUGAAAUUGUGAACUAUACAAUGAAUCCCGGUCGUGAUAAUAGUGUCUUUGAAAUAACCUCAAGCGGACAAUUAAAAAAUAUUCUGCCCAUUGAUUAUGAAUUAAAUAAAUAUUUUGACCUAUGUGUACAGGCACAUGGUCAUUCAAUUAUUAUGUCCUCAAUUAGUAUUCAUAUUGAUGUUCUCGAUAUCAACGAUAAUGCUCCUGUUGCAGAGAAAUCUUAUUAUGAAGUUAAUGUUUCAGAGACUUCAUUGUUAAAUACGCAAAUUGUUACCAUCUUUGCUAAUGAUUUAGACAGUGGAAGUAAUGGUGAAUUGGCUUAUGAAAUAAAAGAUGGUAACAUCAAUAAUACUUUUUCAAUAAAUAAUGAAGGUGUUAUUACAUUAACAAAACUUUUGUACUCUAUGAUCAAUUCUAUGUAUUUGUUUAAAGUUAUGAUAUAUGACAAUGGAGUUCCUAAGCUAAAUACAACAGUACAAGUGAAAGUCAAUGUUGUCAAGUUUGAAGAUGGUCUUUUCGAACUUUUUGUUUCUGAUUACAACAUAACAGUCAAUGAAAGUACUAGCAAGCAGUAUAUCACUAAAGUGUUUGUAAAGAAUUCAACAGGUCUAUCCAUAAUGUACUCAUUGAUUGGCUACACUGAUAUUUUUACUAUAAAUGAAGAAGGUCAAAUAUGGAGUUCAAGCAGUCUCAGUUAUACAAAACAAUCGAAGUACAUUCUUGUGGUAAAUGCUGUUACAAAUAAAGGGAGUCGUUUUGUUCAAAUCAUAGUUAAUGUUCGUGAAAUUAACCAUCAACCGCUUAUUACUGAUAUCUUAAAGUUCCCUAUUUCUAAAAAUGCACCCAUUGGUACCCUGGUGGCACAAGUUAUUGCUCAAGACCCUGAUUCCCCUAAUUCUCAAAAUGGGGUGCUUAACUAUUCAAUAACUUUAGGAAAUGAUAAUAACAUUUUUAAAUUUAAUGAAUAUGGAAACAUUUUAACACAAAAGUUGUUAACAUAUCAGCAAGCAGGCUUAUAUUAUCUCUCAGUAGUUGUCACUGAUAAUGGAACACCAAUUUUAAGUUCAGACAUCUGGAAUUUCACAAUCAAGGUUUCUAAUGGUGCCCUAGUUUUUGGUAACUCAAGUUACUUAUAUAAUUUUAUCGAGAAUUCAAAUAUUUCUAUAUCAGGCAUUGUAGCAACAGGUCUUGACAAUGGAGACAAUAUAUCUUAUUCUAUUGAACCAUUAGAAGCACAAAUGUGGUUUUCAUUUGGGUUUGAUAAUAAAAUCUAUCCUCGUAAAGUGUUGGAUUAUGAAACGUGGCAAGAGUUUUCUUUUAUCGUUGUAGCAACUAGUAGUAGUUAUGAAGCUAAAGCAGUAGUAACAAUACAACUAACAAAUGUUAAUGAUAAUGCUCCUGUAUUUUAUCCUACCAAUUACACAGUUGUAAUCCCCAUUAAUACUGCUGUAAACACUAAUGUUGUUGUAGUAUAUGCAACUGAUUUAGACAAAAGUACAAUAUUAGUUUUUUCUCUAAUUGAUAAUACAAACACUUUUUCAAUUGACAAUUCUGGAGUUAUCAGUACCAAAAAAUUACUUAGUUAUAGUACCAAUAUGUAUCAUUUGAUUGUCAAUGUCUCAGAUAAUAAAAAUAGUGCUGCAAACCAAGCUCAUGUAAUGAUAUAUGUUCAGUUUUUCCCUGUAACAUUUGAUCAACAACUCUAUCAAUAUAAACCUCCAAAAAAUAGCGCAAAUAUGGUCCUAGGAACAGUAAAUGCUUCAUCAGAUGUUGCAAUAUCUUAUUCACUUAUUGGAUAUAAUAAUCAAUUCACUAUUGAUCAGAAUAGUGGAGAAAUUAGAAUUACACAAAAUUUUGAUCAGAAAUAUUACUUUUUUGUAGUCACAGCAUCUACUCAAUAUAGCAAUGUUUCAGUUGCUGUAAUAGUUAUUGUAGCUGACUGCAGCGACGCACCUGUAUUUGUUGAGAAUGCUGACGUUUUUUUUUAUACUCCAUUGAAAGCUGAAUUUGUUGUAAAAACAAUGAAAGUAAGUAAUUCAAAUCAGUUGAAUACGAGUUCUGUGAUCUAUUCUAUAAAAAAUGUAAAUGAGAGUUUUUUUACAAUUGAUUCUCAAAGUGGACAAAUUUCUUUAAAACAAGACAUAUCAACAAGCAUGAUGUAUGAAUUGGUCAUAUCAGCAAGUAAUACCUGUUUUGAAACAACCACCAAUGUUACAAUAACUUUUGUUUCUAUUUCAAAUAGCACCACAUGUUUAGGCUACUCUUAUUGUAUAAAAGCUAUUUCUGAAGGUGAUAACUUUAUUUUAAAAAUAGACAUAAACACUUCUGAUAUAACAAAAUAUUCACUUAUCCCAUUGCAAAGUACAUUUGCUAUCGAUAGUUUUGGAAUAAUAACCAACAUCUCUCAACUUGAUUAUGAGACUCAAAGUAGUUAUUCUUUUUUAGUGAAGAUUGACAGCAGUAUAAACAGUGUUUUCAUACCUGUAGAAAUAGUUGUAACUGACAUUAAUGAUAAUGCUCCCGUCUUUGUAUCAUCCAAUUAUGAUAAAGUAUUUUCUUCUAAACCUGAAGCUGGUUCUACUUUGUUAAAAGUUUCAGCAACUGAUGCUGAUUCUGGUAACAAUGGAGUAGUUGUUUACAGUAUAGCUAAUUCAAGUCUACCAUUUUCAAUAAAUUCUACAACUGGUGAGAUAAAAGCAACAGCUGUUUUAAACAAGACGUAUAAAUUUGAUGUUACUGCUAAAGACUUAGGUAGUCCACCACUACAAACUUUGCUACCAGUUCAAAUAAGUAUAAAUCUUCCUCCCAUUUGCAAAUGGCAUAUGGAAGUGAGUAUUAAAGAGUCGGGUAUUGGUGAUGCUGAUGUUUCCGAUAUUGCUAUAAGUCAAAUUUCUGAUGAAAAUCUUAUAUAUUUAAUUGUUAACAACAGUAAUUUUACCAUUAAUAAUGCAGGUAAAAUUACUACAAAUGUGACGGUUGAUAAUGCUACUGUCGAAACAUAUUACUUACUUGUUAAAGUUUUUAGUUCACAAGAUGAAACACGUUUUUGUUAUACAAGAUUAAUAGUUAAUGUCAUAAAUGUGCCCAAAAUUCUUCCGUAUUUUAAUAAUGAUCUAAUUGAGAUAACUUUACCAGUUAAUUGGCCAUUUAAUGUGGAAAUAACAGUAAUUAGCGUAAUAAAUCCAGAAAAUCUUGCACCUAUAAAGUACACAUUGGAUAAUACCUCAACUUUUAGUAUUGACAGCAUUACUGGAUCCUUGACAUUAAAUCGCCUAGUAACAACUGCUGCACCUUAUACUCUUACUGUUGUUGCCGAAUUCCAAACUUCACAUAACUUAAAUGCAACUAAAACAUUAAAAGUAGUAUUUGCUAGUUCAAGUUUGGAUUCAAUUAAUGUUCAAGCUAUUGCUGCUCCAAAUGCAGAAUAUAUCAAUGUUAAUGUAGAUUUAGAUGAUUUCUUCAGUAAUCAGACAUGGAAGCAAUUUAAGACACUAAAUGUCUAUGUUCAAAAGUUUAAACAAGGCAUUUCUGAAAGAGUAGCAUAUUUACCACCUCUUACAUGGUUUUUAACAAAUGUUGCACUAGAUGGUACUGAUGAUUACUAUAAAACUUACUUAGCGCUUGUAGUUAAUAACAACCAGUUUACAAGAAAACGUCGUGACAUAAGUGCAGAUGGAAAACUUCAAUUAACAAUAGGAAAUGAAACUUGCAGCAUACAAAAUGAUCCACAAAUUCCAUGCAAUGGUAAACUACAGCCUGGUCAAACAUACAGAUUUCAUCUUAUUGGAUUUAAAAAUGGAAUAAAAACAGUAACACCAUUUUCAAAAGUACUUUAUUCAGGAGGUGUUUCAUCAUCUUUACCAUUCUAUUUGUCUGGUACAAGUUUGUACUAUAUUAUUGGACUUGUUGUUUUGGGUUCAAUUAUUGUCCUUCUAGUAAUUUUGUUAGCAUUUGCUGCACUUUUAUAUACAAGUCACCAAGUUCCUGGCUAUGAGAAUAUAAAUCAUGAUAAAGUAGAUGGUGGUAUUGAUUGGCCUAUCAAUAAGUAUAAUAGUGCAGAAUCAUAUAUACCAAGGGCUACAGUUGACAACCCUCUUUACAGUACAAAACCUUCAACUUUCACUCAAAAUAAUGAUCCGAAUUUUGAUGAAGUUGAUUCCAUACCAAGAGCGAGCUACAAACCUCAAAACCCGGUGCAAUUAGAAACGCAGGAAAUUCAAAUAAGCUUGGCUAGAUCAAAUGAUAGACAAAGUGUUUAUUUAUCUGGCAAAGGAGAACCUGAAGAUAGUCAAAUUCCGCAAGCGCCGCCACCUCCAGCACUUUUUAACCAAGGCUUAACCAAUUCUAAUUACAAUGGAACAACUCGGUCAACAGCUCAGCCAAAAUUAGCUCGCACAAGUUCCGGACGAGUGAUUUUGCAACAGUAGCACCUGCAUUUAAUUUUUUACAUUGUAAAAGCGAUUUUAUAUUAUUUUUAUUUGUAAAUAUUUAUGUUGUUUUUUAUUGUAAUUUUUGUAAAACUUUUUUUAUUUUGUAGUUAUAUUUUUAAAAUGCUUAUACUAAAUUAUUGGAUUUUGA